Molecule: messenger RNA, 1479 nt
Organism: Drosophila bipectinata
Lineage: Eukaryota; Metazoa; Arthropoda; Insecta; Diptera; Drosophilidae
Biological process (GO): RNA processing
Cellular component (GO): nucleoplasm
Molecular function (GO): RNA binding
Source: RefSeq, a predicted model, not a curated record
AUAAUUUGGUAACACUAAGAUUUGCAGAAGAAAAAAAAUUGUCGAUUAAAAAACAGUGGUAAAGCUUAGAUAAUUAUGUCACAGCGAAAUCACAGAGUAGACCGCUUUGCGCAGAUGACAAAGCAGGAGGAGAUCAUUGCCAAGAAGAGGCAAGAGAUACUCGAGAAGCAGAAAACUGCGCAACUGGCAAAAGCGGUGGCCGCUGCCCAGAACUUGGCAGCCCAGUUGAAAACAGAGACGCCAGUGGGUAAACCCGCUUCCACCGAAUCAGAAUCUCUGAACCAAGAUGAGCAGCCACAGAACUCCCCAGCCUUAGAUGCCUCAGUGGAGGAGGGGGCAAAUGCCCCUGAAGCCGUCACCUCUGAAACAUCAGGAAAGGGAAAGCCAGACGAGGCAGUAGCCACAAAGCCAUUGAAUAGUUUCACUGGUAAGACUGGAAAGAUCACAUUUGGCCUUAAGCGGCAACAGUUGCCUCAGCCCAGUGUGGAACAGCCGCCUCCAAAAGUAAAGAAUACUUUUUGUAACGAUGGUUCCUUUUUGGAAAACUUUAAGAAGAUCCUAGAAAAGCAUGAAAAGCCUCAGCCUCCCGUUAUCGUAGCUCCAGUACCAGUCCCUAGCACUGAGGAAAGCACGUCUGCAGUGCCUGAGACACAAACGACAGAGGAGCAACCACCCCCACAAUUGGAAGCUAUGGUCGCGAUUAGCUCAGCAGCUGGCAUGGUCACUCCCAUUACAGUGACCAGCUCAGCUCCCACACAUUUGACGUUUGGAUUGCCCGUGCAAACGGUCCAACCGCCGCCACCGCCUCCGUUCGCUUUCAACCCCGCUCUAUUAUCGCAGGGACCACCGCAAAUGCAGCUUCCGACCUUUUUCCAUGGCCAUCUGCCCAUGCAAUUGCAUCCAGCGCCUCCACCACCUCCACCGCCACCACAACUUCCACUUGCGUUGGCCAACAUGGGACCAAUCUACAUGCAACUAGCCACAACACCAGUAGAGGCGUUGCAGCUGAAUGCGAUUCCAGCGCCCAAAGAGUUCGACUUAAAUGCUAUACCAAAGCCGCAGAUUAACCUGGAGGCUAUUCAGAUGCCUACUAUAACCGGUCACUCGGCGGAGCAGCUAGGUCUGCUGACAGAUCAUGUAAGCUCGCAUCCACCACCGCCGCCACCACCUAUGCAGGAGGAAGUGGACGUGACACAACAACAACCACCACCGGUGAUGACGCAGCAGCCGCCUCAGCCUCAGAACCAACUUGCCUCAGCAGCCGCCCCGCCUCAAGGUUUCUUUAUGAUAAGAACUGCGAGCAGUAUCGAAGCUAUCGCUCUCAACUCCUUGACUACGAGCGGCAGCGGAUUGAGCGCCAGCGACAGAGGGACCAUCAGCAGCUAAAACGGGAUCAAGAGGAGCCGCCAAAGGAUCAGGGACACCAUCAACCAGCGUACCAUGAGGAGCAGAACAGCAACUCGGCGGCGGACAAAUAUG